This is a messenger RNA of Nerophis lumbriciformis (worm pipefish), 672 nucleotides long. NCBI's taxonomy places the organism in Eukaryota, Metazoa, Chordata, Actinopteri, Syngnathiformes, Syngnathidae. The record is from RefSeq and is a predicted model, not a curated record.
AUGGACUUUAGCUUCUUGGCUUUAUUGGCUUUUUCCUCUUCUUUUUACAAGGCGGUGGCGUUGCACCCUCAAGGUGUGUGCCUCCUCCAAAUGGACGAGGGUCCGUGCAGAGCUGAAAUGAGUCGUUAUUACUACAAUACCAUCACGCAGAAGUGUGAGCUUUUCUACUACGGCGGGUGUCAUGGAAACGCCAACAACUUCAGGAGUUAUCAUGAAUGCCACAAAACGUGUUUUAGAAUACCGAAAAUCCCUCAAACGUGUCGCUUCCCCAUGGAGGAGGGUCCCUGCCGAGCCCUCUUCACUCGCUAUUUUUUCAACAUGACCAGCAUGCAAUGCGAGGUCUUCUACUACGGCGGCUGCCAGGGCAACGACAACCGCUUCCCAGAUCUGGCAUCCUGCAACGAGUACUGCAGCCCACGAAAAACACUUCCUGUAUUGUGCUUGGACCCUCUGGACAAAGGCAAAUGUUCCGCCUCCAUUCCGCGUUACUACUAUAAUAAGAGCACCAAGAUGUGUGAGGAGUUCAUGUACUCAGGAUGCGGUGGGAGCAGCAACAACUUCGUCUCCAGGCAUAGCUGCAUGGACGUGUGUGUUAAAGGAGGGAGAAAAAACAGCGUCAAAGGAAAAAUACGCCGCUUGAGACGAAAUCGCAUCACUUUCUUGCAAGCGUAG